AUGGAGAUUUGGAAAGACACAAAGCGCGCAUCGUUGUCUGCGGUAAUAACAAGUCUUGGCGUGGACUACGCGCUAACUUUCGCUGCCUUCAUGGACAUGACGACAGUGAAAGUAUUCUUGGCGUUAGCUGCUACAUGGGACAUCCCGGCUAAGCACGGAGACGUCCCUAAUGCUUACGUAAAAGCAGAGAAGGAACAGCAUCUCGAAAUUUUGAUGCAUGUUCCCAAGGACAUGACGAUUGAUACAAGAGAGUUAAAAGAACUGGGGGCAACGAAGAUUGAAGAUGUCGUGCUUGAACUGAAGAAAAGUCUUUAUGGCUUAAAGCAAGCAGGGCGAUUGUGGAGCCAAUUGCUUAACAAUCGCUUAUUGGAAGCCGGAUUUACUCGCUGCAUCAGCGACCUCUGCUUGUAUUACAAGCGCGACAUCGAUGGAGUCGUCAUCGUCGGAGUCUACGUAGACGAUUUGCUAGUGACUGGAACAUCCGCUGUUGCAGUUGACGGUUUUUUCGCGAGCCUCGAAAGUCUUUCGAUUAAAGAUCUUGGACCAGUGUCGAAGUUUUUGGGGAUGCGCGUGACGCGCAACGAAGAUCGUGGAUAUUUUCUUGACCAGGAGGAGGCGAUUGUCGACUUGCUGCGUGACCACGGCAUGACCAAUGCCAACUCAAGUCGUGCGCCUAUCGGGACAAAUGUUUAUGAAGUUCAAUGUGCAGACAGCGGACUACUUGCAGACACGGGUGCUCCAGGUCAACCUAGCGUUCGUGCUUUUCAGUCUAUUGUCGGAUCGUUGCUCUGGGUAGCGAGGUGCACAAGACCCGACAUCGCAUUUGCGGUGCACAAGGCAACCAGACAAACACACGAGCCACGGAUUCAUGACUGGAAAUUGGCUAAGCGCAUCGUGCGCUAUCUGAGUGGCACGCGUGGAUUGAAGAUCAGCAUGAAGCCAGCAGUCGAAGAAACUGCACAACCUGUUUUAAUGAGCUACAGUGACUCAGACUACGCAGCCGACAAGGCAGACAGAAAGUCUUUGACCGGUAGCGUUAUCAUGCUGAAUGGAAUGAUAAUCAGCUGGUGCUCGAAAAAGCAAGGAGGUGUGGCGCUCUCGACAAUGGAGUCGGAAUUUGUGGCAGCGUCUGAAGCUGGACGAGAGCUACUUGGAGUGAGAGAGACGCUGAGUGAAAUUGGUGAGUCGCCUGCACUACCGAUGAAAAUGCUCAUUGACAACCAGGCAGCGAUACGGCAGAUUGAAGGAGAAGCGUCGUCUACUAAAGCCAAGCACAUUGAUGUGAGAGUCAAGUACUUGUGCGACUACGCUCGUCGAGGCAUUGUGGUGCCACAAUAUGUGCCGAGCGACCUGAUGCUUGCGGACGUACUCACCAAAGCACUCGAUGCAGUCAAGACGGUCAAGUUGCGUUCACUGCUACACAUCGUGUAA
Molecule: messenger RNA, 1431 nt
Organism: Peronospora matthiolae
Lineage: Eukaryota; Oomycota; Peronosporomycetes; Peronosporales; Peronosporaceae
Source: the annotation of a GenBank genome assembly